AACAAAGCCCCCAUCCCCUCCCCAGCAUGCGCCAACCAAAGGCGCGAGACAUGCCGCUGGCAGACGAGACCGCAGGGGAGAAGCCCCGCGGUGAGGGCAUCGCGCCCGGCUUGCCGCCGCCCAUUGCCAGCCGCCCGGUUUCUCUCGACAGCGUCGCCGCAAGGGUCCGUCCGGCCACCACCGGGGCCCCGAUCCAUGCGCGCGUUGCAUCCGGAUCUGCAGUGCCGCCACGUGCGCCGGCGGCAGUCAAUGGACGGCCUUGCUCAAGACAGCGGGCCGCCGCGCCCCUCGCCGCCGUUGGUCGUCCUUGUCGCCGUCCUACGCAGAAUGUAUUUUAUACAAAGUACGCAAGUACUUUGCAGUGAACAUCAGGCCGUCUGCUGCAGGCGGGGAUCGUCACGGCGCUGUCCUGUCAACCCUCCCGUCCCCGCGCCGCUGGGCGGGCGUCUGUUGCCGCUGCCACCAACGCCGCGCACCGCCCAACAUCAAUGGCUGAAUGCCUGGCUGCC
Purpureocillium takamizusanense is the source of this 509-nucleotide messenger RNA. RefSeq lists its product as uncharacterized. Lineage: Eukaryota; Fungi; Ascomycota; Sordariomycetes; Hypocreales; Ophiocordycipitaceae. The transcript has a single exon. The record is from RefSeq and is a predicted model, not a curated record. The coding region runs from base 27 to 365 and encodes 112 amino acids.